Messenger RNA from Trichophyton verrucosum HKI 0517, 927 nucleotides. RefSeq lists its product as uncharacterized. The record is from RefSeq and is a predicted model, not a curated record. The transcript has 5 exons. Lineage: Eukaryota; Fungi; Ascomycota; Eurotiomycetes; Onygenales; Arthrodermataceae. Bases 1 to 927 code for a protein of 308 amino acids.
AUGAUUCCUCGAAACCUCAUCUCAGGACUCUAUCUUUUGCCGUUCGUCGUUGCAGAGCUAAAUAUCUACGGGUAUUUGGAUCUCAAGACUCUUGCAGAUGGAUUUCAUACGACUACGGCUUGCAUCGCCGCCUUAAACCAAACUGUUGAUUGCGACGCCAGGACUGCAGUUGUUGCAGCUGUUGCUGAUACCUACUACUGGACAUUAGACAAUGUGACCACUCUAUGCACUUCCCAAUGCCAACAAUCACUCACCUCCUGGACCUCCGCCGUGGAUGCGGCGUGUGGGAAUCGCCCUAUUGUCGAAGAUGGAAUAGUGAAGCUUGCCUCAUCCACUCCCCUUACAUAUAAAGAGGGAUUCGAUUUGGUUUGCCUCAAAUCAGGAGACUCGUGGUGCAUGAUCGAGUCUCAGGAGUGGGAAGGAUCAGAUAUCCUCAAAUAUCCUACAGAUUACUGCUCCACUGGAGAUCCAGAGUAUGAUGGGCCAGAAUGUUUUGAGAAAGGGUUUGAUCAGUUAGCCAUUGAAGCAGGCGAUGAGCGCAUGACUUCUCUUUACGAAAAAGAUCUGCUGUGCAGUGAUUGUUUUCUGAAGGUUUUCCGCCAACGAUUGCUGUCACCGUUCCUUCUCAAGGGCGGAUAUACAUCAUACCUUGUCGAGCAAUUUCAGGAUAUGCAGUCGUAUUGUUCCACAAGCAUGCCCUAUGCUACAUCCACCAGUGAAGUCUUUAUGGGAACAGCCACACAGACAAUGCCAACAGGAUCCCCCCCGCCAACGACUACUUGCGGUGGACCCACCAUUCAGCCCACAGAUCCGCCUCUGUCAUGUGAGGCUAUCACUGAUAAAUAUAAUUCCCACUUGGAUCUACAUGGUGAGUUCAGUCUUGCUUCCAAGCCCAGAUUUUUGAAGGCUAACGCCAUUGAUCUAUAG